Molecule: messenger RNA, 3129 nt
Organism: Juglans regia (Persian walnut)
Lineage: Eukaryota; Viridiplantae; Streptophyta; Magnoliopsida; Fagales; Juglandaceae
Product: probable protein phosphatase 2C 23
Exons: 14
Coding region: 1-3129 (1042 amino acids)
Biological process (GO): protein dephosphorylation
Molecular function (GO): protein serine/threonine phosphatase activity
Source: RefSeq, a predicted model, not a curated record
AUGGACAUUUCUGGUGGGUAUUUUUGUCUUCGGCUUGAUUGUUCUGAGAUUGAGGUUUUUGGUGUGUAUUUGUGCCAUCAACUUGAUAGUUCUGAGAAGGAGAUUUUUGGUGGAAAUUUAUGCCGUGGAGUUGAUCAGAUACUGUUGGCAAUUGGAAGAGAGCCUCUUGAGGCAAGAUCUUUUGGUCGCCAUUCAAGAGGAGCACUGGUUGCUUAUCCUGGUGGGACACCCUUUACUUGUCUCGAGGUGCAAGGUGUUGUUUCUCGCCACGAAUCAUUUACGUCUUUAAUUGCCUGUUCUUUGGGAAACAAUAUCGGUAAGGCGUGCCAUUGCCUCGAUGCCGCCGGAGAGAUCUCCCGGCGCCAGCAUGACUUCCCAGUGAUCCUCUCCGACCAACUCGAUGAGGGCUUGGGUCAUUCCUUCCGCUACUUCCCACCUGGCUUACCCCGGCUAUUCUCUUCUUCCUCCACCUCCGAGGUGGACGGCUCCUUCGCAACGACUACGUUCAGAUCGAUAUCUGGCGCCUCCGUCCGCGCCAACACCUCCACGCCUCUUUCCACCUCUCUCCCAGACCUUUGCAGCUCCUCCGUCAUUGAUAGGGCCUCCUCGUUCGCGAGCCCCACAUCCUUCGCUUCCAGUCCUCUCCAACCACUCCCUCGAUGCUCCAUCGCUGGUUAUGCUCCCUUGACAACGAAAACGUUUGUGUCGGGCCCGGUAGAGGAAGUAUGCGGCAAGCUACAAAAUGGAUGCCCCAUAUACAAGGCUAGAACCGAGUCGGAGAAACCUCGUUUCGUUAAUAUCUUCAGAAAACUGAUAUUUCACAUGAAAUCCAUUGCGGCAGUACUGGUUAAAGCUGAUAAUAAUGUCAAGAAACCCAAUUCGAAGAAAAAGAAUGGGAAUGUGACAGUGAGGCGUGGUGAUAAUUUGUAUUCGAAACGGGGUGAUGCUUAUGAUCAGGAAAGUCAGUAUUCUAUGGAGAAAGAGAAACUUCAGUGGGCGGAGAGGAAGGCAGGGGAGGAUCGAGUUCAAGUGGUGAUUUCUGAGGAACAUGGUUGGGUUUUUGUGGGGAUUUAUGAUGGGUUUAAUGGCCCUGAUGCAACUGAGUAUUUGCUUUCUAUUCUCUAUUCGAAUGUGCAUAACGAGCUCAAGGAUUUAGUUUGGAAUGCCAAGUUUGAGCCCACAUCUAUCUUAUCAAAUUCAAUUGAAGAGGAUGAUCAAACACAAACGAGGAAUAUGAUGAAGUUUGGAAAGUAUUCUAUUAUAGGAAAGAAAGCUAAACUUAAGCCUAUAAUUACAGAGCAUUUACUCGAGAAUCAUCUAGCUGUUACAGAGGAUUUGCCUGCUGUUACAUGCACAUUUUCAGCCUGCAGUCCAAGUUCCUUGAAUAAGGACAGCAGCCAUACUGUUUCAGAGGCAGCAUUUGCAAGAGAUCGGUAUUCAGCCUCGGUCGACGAUCAUGCUACAGCUCUUUGUUUUUUUGAACUCCAAGAAAUUGGAUUUGAGCCAAGGAAGCUUAUGUAUGCUGAGGUGGAUGUACGAUCGUCAAAAUUGCCCGCCCAAUCAGCAUUGGAAGAUGGGAUGAUCGAUGAGGGAGAUUUCAUCCGCGAGGGAUUUGACAGUGUGCAGGUACUCUUGAAUCGUCUGGCUUCCCUUCUUGAUCAAGGUUUUGGCGAUGGAAAUGAAUGGAGUGAUGGUGGUAGUUGUGGAUGCCAGAAUGGCACUGAGGAUAAGCUUGUCUUGUCUGAUCCAGUGAGUUCUUUGGUGAGCGGAAGUGGAGGAAUCAUGAAGAUUAGGGCAGGGCUUGUCACCGCAAUGAGAGGAAUUUCAGUUGAAGAGGGUGGGGUUGUGAUCGGAUUAUGGUUAUUUUCAAAUUGGGGGAUCGAAUUCUCGGUGGAGGAUGGCUCUCCUGAUACCAUGAUGAAGUUUGGAAAGUAUUCUAUUAUAGGAAAGAAAGCUAAACUUAAGCCUAUAAUUACAGAGCAUUUACUCGAGAAUCAUCUAGCUGUUACAGAGGAUUUGCCUGCUAAUAUAGAUGAGGAAAACGACAUGCUAAGAAAUGCAGAUAUGGAUUUGGAUCCCUAUUCAAAUAGAAAUGAUCAGGUUAAGAAUUCCAAGGAUAUGCGUGAAGGGUUGGGGAUGAAAUGGAAGGGAAAAAGUCAAAGAAGCUGGAGUAGUUGUGAAUGUGAUGUUGAGAGAUCAGUAGAGCCUGAGAGGAAGCUGUUAACAAGACAGCUGAGUCAUUUGGAGGCUGACAGGCCAAUGGGAUCUGAUAUUCAUUCAGAGGUGUUGAGGGCAUUGUCCGAGGCAUUGAGGAAGACAGAAGAUGCUUAUUUGGAGAUUGCAGAUGAUAAUGUGGAGAAGAGUCCUGAGUUAGCUCUAAUGGGAUCAUGCGUUCUGGUGAUGUUGAUGAAGAAUGAAGAUGUUUACUUGAUGAAUGUGGGAGAUAGUCGUGCAGUGUUAGCUCAGGAGGCCGAACUUGAUGAUCUUGGGCCAAGGAAAAUGCACCUGGACGUCAAACAGAUUAGAGAGGACACUUCAAGAAAUCACAAGAAAAACAAUGGUUUUGGAUGGGGGGUAUUACCCAAUUUAAUUCCCCUCCAACUCACUACUGAUCACAGCACAUAUGUGGAAGAGGAAGUUCAUAGAAUUAGAACUGACCAUCCUGAUGAUGCUUCUGCAAUUGAGAAUGAUCGAGUCAAAGGUUAUUUAAAGGUCACUCGGGCUUUUGGGGUUGGAUUUCUCAAACAGCCUAAGUGGAAUGAUGCACUUUUGGAGAUGUUUAGAAUCGAGUAUGUUGGGACAUCCCCUUACAUCACAUGCUUACCUUCACUCUACCACUACAAGCUUGGCCCAAGGGACAGAUUCUUGAUAUUGUCCUCCGAUGGGCUUUAUCAGUACUUAAGCAACGAAGAAGCUGUCUCUCAAGUAGAAUACUUCAUCAAUAAAUAUCCUAAAGGAGAUCCCGCACAAUACCUCAUCGAACAAGUAUUGUUUCAAGCUGCUCAAAAACAUGAUAUGGAGUUGGAUGAGUUACUAGAUAUCCCACAAGGGGAGCGCCGCCGUUAUCAUGAUGAUGUUUCCAUCGUUGUUAUUUAUUUGGAAGGACGGAUAUGGCGUUCAUAUAUUUAA